CGACGGCCUCGAGCGCUUAGGCGGGAGAUCUUUUUCUUUGUCCUUGAUGCUCUGAGUUUCCAGUCAUUUGCUUAGUCUUCAUCUUGUCAUCAUCCAAGUUCUGAGUCCUCUCCAGCUAGGUGUUUCUGUAGGAGAGAAGAGAGCUGCUGCAAGAGGAAGUGCCUCAACCGGCUUCAGGAUGGCUGAGGAUGAAGAAAAGGUGAAGUUACGCAGGCUUGAACCAGCCAUACAAAAAUUCACUAAGAUAGUGAUCCCAACAGACCUGGAGAGGUUAAGAAAACACCAGAUAAACAUCGAGAAGUAUCAGCGGUGCGGAGUUUGGGACAAGCUGCAUGAGGAACACAUCAAUGCCGGGCGCACCGUUCAGCAACUGCGCUCCAAUAUCCGAGAAAUGGAGAAGCUUUGCUUGAAAGUGCACAAGGAUGAUCUGGUCCUGUUGAAGCGACUGAUAGAUCCUGUCAAGGAGGCAGCAGCAACGGCCACAGCAGAGUUUCUCCACCUCCACUUGGAGUCUGUUGAAGAACUCAAGAGACAAGUCAAGGACGAAGAAGUGUUACUACAGCCCUCUCUGACCAGAUCUACAACUGUCGAUGGAACGCUCCACACUGGGGAGGCUGAAGCUGCUUCUCAAAGUCUGACUCAGAUAUAUGCCUUGCCUGAGAUUCCUCGAGACCAAAAUGCUGCUGAGUCCUGGGAUACCUUAGAAGCGGGCUUAAUUGAGCUUAGCCAUCUGGUCACUGAUAUGUCCCUCCUAGUGAAUUCUCAGCAGGAGAAGAUUGACAGCAUUGCAGACCAUGUCAACAGUGCCGCUGUGAAUGUUGAAGAGGGAACCAAAAACUUGCAGAAGGCUGCAAAAUACAAGCUGGCAGCCCUGCCUGUGGCAGGUGCACUCAUUGGAGGAGUGGUGGGGGGUCCCAUCGGCCUCCUCGCAGGCUUCAAAGUGGCAGGAAUUGCAGCUGCACUUGGUGGUGGGGUGUUAGGCUUCACAGGUGGAAAAUUGAUACAAAGAAGGAAACAGAAAAUGAUGGAGAAGCUCACUUCCAGCUGUCCAGAUCUCCCUAGCCAAAGUGACAAAAAAUGCAGUUAAAGCCCAAGCUUCCAGCUGGUGCUGUGCACCCGGCCUAAGGAGCAGCUUGCUGUUGUUGGAACAAUGUUAGGAAGUGGCUCUCCAUGUCCAUGUGGCGUUGAACCACCAGAAGUGGACCUGUCCGUUUGCUGGAUGUUAAUGGAGAUUUUAGAGGUGGAGGAGCCUGGGCAGAGGGUAUCUGUCAGGUCAGGUUUAAAGACUGCCAGAGAGCAGAGGCUCAGCUUAGAAAUGUGAAAACUGGAUCCCCAACUCUAAGGAUCUAAGAUGUGUACACAUGUGUUGGAUGCAUGAGGGUCGAUGUAUUUGUAGAUUAUUUCUUCCUGUAGGGAGGGACAGAAUGUGAGUCAGGAGCCUUUCUGUGGGCUAGGGAUGUGCUGCCCAGCGGGUGCACCGGUGAACCACUUGUGGACUCGAGGGCUGCUGUACUUGGAUCCAGCUGUAUUUUUUGGGGAAGGAAAUUCAUACUGUAAAAUAGAAAGAGAAGCCCAUUUUCUCUCUA
This is a messenger RNA of Arvicanthis niloticus (Nile rat), 1586 nucleotides long. RefSeq names its product syntaxin 17 (gene Stx17). Gene Ontology annotation, molecular function: SNAP receptor activity; SNARE binding. The record is from RefSeq and is a predicted model, not a curated record. Gene Ontology annotation, biological process: intracellular protein transport; vesicle fusion; exocytosis. Gene Ontology annotation, cellular component: plasma membrane; autophagosome membrane; SNARE complex. Lineage: Eukaryota; Metazoa; Chordata; Mammalia; Rodentia; Muridae.